Knipowitschia caucasica is the source of this 1173-nucleotide messenger RNA. NCBI's taxonomy places the organism in Eukaryota, Metazoa, Chordata, Actinopteri, Gobiiformes, Gobiidae. The record is from the annotation of a GenBank genome assembly.
AUGGUUGCCGUGUGGUUGCCGUAUGUGGCGUCCCUAAUCCUGUUUAACCAGGUGUUUCGACACGGGGAUCGCUCGCCCAUUGAGUCCUACCCCAGAGACCCCCACGGGGAGGAGGUGUGGGGGCAGGGCUUCGGACAGCUCACUGAGCUGGGGAUGAAGCAGCAGUUUGAGCUGGGCAGGUUUCUACGGAGGAGAUACGGAAACUUUCUGAGCGACGACUUCAACAACAAAGAGAUCUACGUGAGGAGCACGGAUUACGAUCGGACCCUGAUGAGCGCUCAGUCCUGUCUGGCCGGGAUGUUUCCUCCGACCAGACGCCCCCCUCCCAUCGCGCCCCAGUUACCGUGGAGACCCAUCCCAGUGCACACGGUCCCCCGCGCCAACGACAAGCUGCUGAGGUCUCCUGGAAAAGACUGUCCACAUUUCCGCUCUUUGAUGACAGAGACUUUUGAGAGUUCACCGUACCAGAAGUUCCUCAGGGCUCACCAGUAUUUUGUGGAGGGUCUGGCCAACCACACUGGGUAUCCUGUGUCCAAACUGAUCGGCAAGAAAAUAUGGAGAGUCUAUGACACACUGAACUGCCAGAGGAUCCACAAUCUGACUCUGCCGCGAUGGGUGAACCGGGACGUCCUGCUCACGCUGAAGAAGAUCGCGUCCUUCGAGGUCAUGUACAGCAUCCUGGACCACAAGAGGAAAGAGAAGGCUCGGCUGUCCGGCGGGGUCUUGUUAAACGCCAUCCUGAGGAAUUUCUCCAAAGCCGUGGAGCAAGGAAGCACGCUCAAGUUCAUUAUGUACUCGGCUCACGACUCGACCCUCAUCACGCUGCAGGCGGCUCUGGACGUCUACAACGGCCUGCUCCCUCCGUACGCCGCCUGUCAACUCUUUGAAUUCUACCAGGAAUACGAUGGAUCUUAUUCGGUGGAGCUGUAUUACCGGAAUGACUCCACGCAGCUGCCGUACCCCAACCCGGUCCCGGGGUGCAGUGGGCCCGCCCCCUGCCCUCUGACCCUGUUCAAAGACCUGGUGCAGGACGUGAUGAUGGACGACUGGGAGGCCGAGUGCGGGUUCGCCCUCAAGAUGUCAAGUACAGGUGUCAUCACGGCUCUGGCAGUAGCAGUGGGCAUACUGGCGGUGGCGCUGUUGUUCAGUAUUUCGUACAGGGGUGUGCUGUAA